Molecule: messenger RNA, 915 nt
Organism: Kluyveromyces marxianus DMKU3-1042
Lineage: Eukaryota; Fungi; Ascomycota; Saccharomycetes; Saccharomycetales; Saccharomycetaceae
Gene: TRM7
Product: tRNA methyltransferase TRM7
Exons: 1
Coding region: 1-915 (304 amino acids)
Biological process (GO): tRNA methylation; cytoplasmic translation
Cellular component (GO): cytoplasm
Molecular function (GO): tRNA methyltransferase activity
Source: RefSeq, a predicted model, not a curated record
AUGGGUAAAAGUAGUAAAGAUAAGCGAGAUUUAUACUAUAGGAAGGCAAAAGAGCAAGGAUUUCGGGCAAGAUCAGCGUUUAAAUUGUUACAGCUAGAUGAUGACUUCAAUUUCUUGGAGGAUGCCGUGCGUGUGGUAGACUUAUGUGCUGCACCUGGAUCAUGGUCACAAGUAUUGAGUAGAAGGUUGUUUGUUGAAGGUCGUGACAACAGUGAUAGGAAGAUAGUUGCUGUUGAUUUGCAGCCAAUGUCGCCAAUAGAUAAUGUGAUAACGUUGCAGGCAGACAUUACACACCCCAGGACGCUCCAGACUAUCACAGACUUGUUUGAGGGCGAGAAGGCAGACUUUAUAUGUAGUGAUGGUGCACCGGAUGUGACAGGGUUACAUGAUUUGGACGAAUAUGUUCAACAACAGCUAAUAUUAAGCGCUUUGCAAUUAUCUACAUGCUUGCUUCGGAAAGGCGGUAACUUCGUAGCAAAAAUUUUUCGUGGUCGUGAUAUCGACAUGCUUUACUCACAGUUAGGGUAUCUUUUUGACAAAGUGGUUUGUGCGAAACCACGUUCUUCUAGAGGAACGUCGCUCGAGUCCUUUAUAGUUUGUCUUGGUUACAAUCCACCUGUUGGUUGGGAACCCAAGCUAGACAUUAAUGUGUCUGUAGAAGACUUCUUUCAAGGUUGUGAUAUUGGGAAGUUGAGCUUGGAUGACGAGGGCGGAAAACUUCUGGAUUAUCGCGAAGAACCAAGAUCAAUAGCUAAAUUUAUUGCAUGUGGUGGACUCUCGUCAUUUGAUAGCGACGCGACCUACCACGUUGACCCCAGCAGUUCUGCGUUGGACCCCGUACAGGCUCCAACAAAUCCACCAUAUAAGAAGGCUCUUGAACUAAAACGGAAGGGCAAAAUGAGCCGUGCAAUAUAA